Molecule: messenger RNA, 3268 nt
Organism: Asterias rubens (European starfish)
Lineage: Eukaryota; Metazoa; Echinodermata; Asteroidea; Forcipulatida; Asteriidae
Product: methylmalonic aciduria and homocystinuria type C protein homolog
Exons: 4
Coding region: 37-864 (275 amino acids)
Biological process (GO): cobalamin metabolic process
Cellular component (GO): cytoplasm
Molecular function (GO): cyanocobalamin reductase (cyanide-eliminating) (NADP+) activity; demethylase activity; FAD binding
Source: RefSeq, a predicted model, not a curated record
ACGUAAACACACAAUGCACGUGCGGCGCCAUGAUGAAUGAACGAGGAAUUUGUGUCCAACAUGAAGCAUGUGGAAGAGUGUAAAACUGAUUGCCAACCGCCAAAAUAUGUUGACGUCAUGACAGUGCAGAAGCUGCAGAAGUCACUGGAGAAUGUCCUUGAUCCUUUAGGAUUUGAAGUGCAUCCAUUCAAGAUUGGUUGGUACAAUGAGAAAGUCCAGACGCCAUUUCAUCUAUCGUACCACGAAGACACCGUUGCCUUUUGUGUGAUCAGUAGUCCGUCCAUGUUUGAGAAAGCCUUUAAACCUUACGUCCAGUCUCUCAAGGUGUUGGGUAGCAGGGAUCCAUUAGAUGACUGUGUCGGCAAGCAGUAUCAACGUCUGAAAGAGUCCCUACCAGAGCACAGAAUAGUAACAAUUCAAGACUACGAGUUGCAUCCUAACAGACGACCAAAGAUUCUUGUGCAGACAGUCGGCCAUGUGUCGGGUGGGGCGUAUUACUAUCAAAGAUCAGACAUGAAGCAGGACCCGUGGGGACAAAAGAAAAUAUUUGGGGUUAGCAUCCACCCGAGGUACGGAGGGUGGUUUGCCUUCCGUGGUGUUCUCAUCUUCCCGGACAUCCGGUCCUCAGAUCUCCCUAAACAAGAACCUCCGAACGUGAUUCCGACGGACAAGGGACUGAGGGACCUUCUUGAAAAAUUCAACGACCACUGGCAGGAUAAUUCCUACAGGGAUUGCAUCAAGGUCGAAGACCGUUAUUCAGUGGAACAGGUGGAAUAUUUUGGCACGUUGCCGGCAGAGAGAGGGAAACUUCUCGGACUGAGCAGUGAGAAAACGACAGAUGAGAAAAACGAUCGAUUUCAUUAGGUCCUCUUUUACUUUUAUUUAUGUUUUUUUAAGAAUGGUGCAACAGUGUGUUUUGAAGAUUAUAUUUAUUUUUAUUCUUGCUUGCAAGAAGUACUUAAAAGCAUGUUGACAACACGAGUUAUUGUCCACAGUAUCCACACUUUAUGUGAUCUGACAUUUACAUGAAACAACAAACUUGUGGAAAACUUUUAAGCUCAAAAGGGUGAUUUGAAUCACAAGAAGAAAAACUUUCCAAAAAAAGAUUUUCCACUUAUUUUAAACAUCAGGUUUUUGACUUGUGAGAUCAAACUUAAAUGUUAAUUACCCAUUUCUCAAAAACUAAAGUUAUGCUCUGCCUUUGAAAUCUCUUCUGUGAGUAGUUUUGUCAGAUUGGUUCUUUAUAAAUCCGUUUAUUUUCCCCUUUGUUUGUCCUUUUUUUGUUUCAGCAACUUGCCAUUUUAACGCUGUUUUCACUUCACUAAUGAGGAAAUUGAGUUAAAAUCAGUUAUUAAAAAUAAAAAGAGUCUCAAAGUAAUUCUGAUCAGUAUUGUAGGUAACAUCUUCACACGGUUAGAAAAACAUGAAACCAAAUCAAAUAAUGGCUUUCAGACCAAUUGUGUUAUCUGUAAUUAUUCAUUACAAAGAGUUGUAAUUUAUCCAAUAAUCAUCUGCAGUAAAUCUUUGUUUUUCCAUAAAUGAAAUUCAUUGUUACACAUGAAUAAUAUAAAUAUUUCUAUGUCUGGAUUUCUUUCAAGGUAUCUUUGUGAUGAAUACUAAUACCACACAGUUUAGAUUAACUUCUCAUUACAUAAAUAACCAUAACCUAGACUUGUAAAGAAAACUAUUCCCCUCGAGUUUUGCUUUGCUUAGCUGCACCCUGAAACCAGGCCCCAGUUAAGCAGUUCCACAAAAAGCAGGAAAUAUUGCUUCACAUUUUUUUGCUUAGCAAAAAGGAGCAAGAUCAAUCAAUCUUGCACCGUAUCCCGCAGGAUGUUGGCUCAACGAAUUGUCUUUCUCCACUCUUGCCUGUCUUGCACUCUUCGAUGUUCCAGGUAGAAGGUGCUGUUAGUGAUGAUGUCGCUUUCCUACCUCUUCCGAGGCCUACCCCGUCUAUUUUUUCCAGUUAAAAUACCAUGUCGUGUAACAUCUGUGACUGGUAUCCUUCUUAAUUUUUGCUUAGCAGAAAGUUAGUAAGCAAUCAUUUCUUCCUAAGCAACCCCAUAGGACCAGGGUACUACUAGUGGCAUGGGCGACCAUUCAAGGAAGUUAAAGGUUUAAGUGGUAUACUAUAAUAGUUGGUUUCCACGAUUAUAAAUAAGAUACAGAAUAAAACAUACUAAUUUUACAAUUAAAACCAGAAUCUUUGCAUGUUUAAUUUCAUAUUUUGCCAAGGAAUAAAACAAUGCACCGUUGCACAUUUCUAAGCGAAAGCCAGUCAUCUCACCCCUACCUAGCAAACUUACCCCCGACAUAAUGCUGAUCUGAUCAAAGAUUUCAUGUCACAUGACAACGUAGGCUAGUAAAGCACUAUGCAUCCAAAUAAAUUACAAAGUUUUCUGGACUCCCAAAAUCACGAGCAGCAUUCAAAUAAAUAUAUAGAUUUGGUAAAACUACUUAUCACUCUACUAAAGAAUAGUACUUUAAUAAAUUUUUAAAUAGUAAAAAAUAUAUUGCUAUUUUAAAUUUAUUAUUAAAUCAACUACAAUCUCCCCCAAAAAGACAGUACUAGCACCGGGGUCAUGACAGAAAAUCCCUCUCUCUAGAUUAUCAGGAAGGAGAGUCAUGGUUGAAAAGAAUCUCUAAAAAAAAAUCUUCAUCCAAAUUAUAGGAAGCAUGUUUAAAAGCAUUUCCACCUUCUGUUCAACUCUGGAGCGAUAUAUUCUAAGGAGCUUCUGGGAGCAGUAUCCUAGGCACUAGAGAAGUAAAUCAAAGAGCAUGAUUCAUUCUUAUCUGGAAAAAAAAAAUAAAGCUAAUUGUUCACAAAUAAAAAAUUUGAAUUCAAAUAAUAGACUUUGCAAGUUUUGCGCGUACUUAAACAUUUGGACACAAAGUUAACACGUACGGUUCUUUCAUGUAAUUCAGCAAUGUUCAUGGGACCAAAGUGAUAAAAAAAAGUUAAAAUCCGUGCCAGACUUGCACAGUCUAUAGCAUGAAAUUCUCCUUUCCAAUGGCUCAUAAGCCAUCAGUAAACACACCAUUUGAUUAACUAUGCCAGCCUGCACCAUAAUACUAUGUGUUGAAUGCUACGCAGUCACACAGUUUAGUAGAACAGUUGGAGCAAAGCUAUAGUUGGGCCCUCCAAACUAUAACACUCAAAUUGAGACCAGUCCCAUCUACAGUUGGGAAAAUUCUUAAGUUGGGACGAAACACACCACCAUACACAGACCAUGCAGUGAAAUGGCUUCACACGGUUGACUAACUCACU